GCGAGCUGAAGACGGGCCAUGCACCGACAUCAACGAGCAGAAGUUCCUGGCGUACUUCGACUACGAGCUCAACCUGUGCUCGCGCUUCCUGGGCGACUUGCGCUACUGCCUCGUCGGCGACAACCGCUUCGAGACGAGGGACGACUGCAGGCGCGCUUGUAUCUCGCCCGCCUUCCAGAAGCACCGCUGCAGGGAGGUUCGCUUCGGUUUCUGCUUGGGGCCCGCCGACCGGGUGUACAACGUGUUGUUCAGCAACGGCCAGUGCCGCCUCACAAAGUCCAUCCUCUGCCUCCAGGGGGACAACAAGUUCCUCAACCUCGAGGAGUGCCAGCAGUUCUGCUGCAAGAACUGUUAAGCAACAGUGAGCACUGCUUGGCGCCGCCGCGGGAAGGCCAGUGCCUGUCGGCGGACCUCCGCUACCGGUUCUACUUCGACAACAGCACCAACCAGUGCCUGGUGCACCGCGGUGUCUGUCUCAAGGGUCGGAACCGGUACCGGACACUCGAGACCUGCGCCGAACACUUCCCUCUCAAGAGUGAGGACAGGCUUCGAUGCGCCCGAACACCGUGACGUAGAGGAUUAACGUUAGUUCUACUAUCUACAUCGCUUUUACUAUUUUACUUAUGGAAUAAAAUGUUGGUCAAAUGAAAUAAAAUGCGACAGGCUGGUUCUGAGUGCCUCGAU
This is a messenger RNA of Rhipicephalus sanguineus (brown dog tick), 684 nucleotides long. RefSeq lists its product as uncharacterized. Bases 19 to 570 code for a protein of 183 amino acids. The record is from RefSeq and is a predicted model, not a curated record. The transcript is spliced from 4 exons. Lineage: Eukaryota; Metazoa; Arthropoda; Arachnida; Ixodida; Ixodidae. Gene Ontology annotation, molecular function: serine-type endopeptidase inhibitor activity.